AUGAAGGAAGAAAAAGCAAAGGCUGAAGAAACAAAUACUACGCCUAUCACUCAAGACGGUAAAGUCGUUGAAAAGACAGUCCCUGCUGUGACGCCGGCGAAGGUUGUUAGAAAGGAUGUGCCCUCGGUGGAGAAGGAAAGACCUGUUGUGACUCGAGUUGUUAAACCCGUUACCCUUUCGGUGGUAGCAGAAAAGGUCCCCGUUGUGACAAAUCAGACCGUUGCUGAAAAGAUUCCCUCUACGGUGACGGAAGGAAAAGUCCACGUUGUUAAAGAAGAGAAAGUUAUUGAAAAGGUUGUGCCCUCGGUGACGGAAGAAAAACUCCCCGUUGUGACAAAGGAGAAGGUUGUUGAGCAGGCUGCCCCUUCGGUGACACAGGAGAUCGUAAGUGUCUCUAAGGAGCAAGCAGAACUUCCUCUCGCAGAGGAGAAGAAGGUUAUUGAAAAGAUUAUCCCAUCGGUGACAGAAGGAAAAGUCCCGGUAGUCCCUCAACAGGAGGUUGUUGAAAAAGGUGUCCCUUCGACGACAGAAGAAAAAGUUCCUGUUGUGACACAAGAAAGGGUUAUUGAGCAGAAUGUCCUACAAGAAAGGGUUAUUGAACAGUCUGUCCCACAAGAAAGGGUUAUUGAAAGGAAUGUCCCACAAGAAAGGGUUAUUGAACAGAAUGUCCCACAAGAAAGGGUUAUUGAACAGAAUGUCCCACAAGAAAGGGUUAUUGAACAGAAUGCCCCACAAGAAAGGGUUAUUGAACAGAAUGCCCCACAAGAAAGGGUUAUUGAACAGAAUGCCCCACAAGAAAGGGUUAUUGAACAGAAUGCCCCACAAGAAAGGGUUAUUGAACAGAAUGUCCCACAAGAAAGGGUUAUUGAACAGAAUGCCCCACAAGAAAGGGUUAUUGAACAGAAUGCCCCACAAGAAAGGGUUAUUGAACAGAAUGCCCCACAAGAAAGGGUUAUUGAACAGAAUGUCCCACAAGAAAGGGUUAUUGAACAGAAUGCCCCACAAGAAAGGGUUAUUGAACAGAAUGCCCCACAAGAAAGGGUUAUUGAACAGAAUGCCCCACAAGAAAGGGUUAUUGAACAGAAUGCCCCACAAGAAAGGGUUAUUGAACAGAAUGUCCCACAAGAAAGGGUUAUUGAACAGAAUGUCCCACAAGAAAGGGUUAUUGAACAGAAUGUCCCACAAGAAAGGGUUAUUGAACAGAAUGUCCCACAAGAAAGGGUUAUUGAACAGAAUGCCCCACAAGAAAGGGUUAUUGAACAGAAUGUCCCACAAGAAAGGGUUAUUGAACAGAAUGCCCCACAAGAAAGGGUUAUUGAACAGAAUGCCCCACAAGAAAGGGUUAUUGAACAGAAUGUCCCACAAGAAAGGGUUAUUGAACAGAAUGCCCCACAAGAAAGGGUUACUGAACAGAAUGUUCCACAAGAAAGGGUUAUUGAAAGGGUUGCCCCACAAGAAAGGGCUAUUGAACAGGCUGCCCUACGGCGACAGAAGGAAAAGUUCCUGUUGUGAUAAAAAGAAGGUUACUGAACAGGCUGCCCCUUCGGCUACAGAAGAGAUUGUCACUGUUUCUAAAGAGAAAGAAGAAGUCCCUGUUGUAACAGAGGAAAAGGUUCCCGCUGUGAGAAAUGAGACAGUUAUUGAAAAGAUUACUCCUUCCGUAACAGAAGAAAAAGUUGUCAAUCAACGGAAGGUUGUUUCUUACGAAGAUGCUACAGAAAAUCAGGAAAAUCAAGUUACUGGAGAUGAAGAAACGGACAAAACUGAAUUGAAGUUUAUCAUCACCAUACAAGAGAGAAUAGUCCGCGAACAGACAGUCUCGAUCAUACCCGUGAUGGACAAGGACGCCAACACAAGAAGGAAUGGAAAAGUGGCGAAGAAACAACUGAAAAGAAUAAUGAAGAAGGUGGCCCGCGCCGUCCGGGAAGAAUUAAGCAAGGAACACAAGACAGCAGGGGAGGGACAGUAGCAGGAGAAGCUGUAACCAGUGUGAGGGAACAGGCUGCCACUCUCCACCAAACCGACAGCCACCACCACCAAAAUGUCCCCUCAACACCCAGCUGCUUGCGAUGGGAUCCCUAAGAAAGUGUUCCAUAUUUUCUUGUCUUUUCUUAUCUAUCUAUCUUAC
This is a messenger RNA of Eriocheir sinensis (Chinese mitten crab), 2128 nucleotides long. RefSeq names its product dynein heavy chain-like protein 2. Bases 1 to 1512 code for a protein of 503 amino acids. NCBI's taxonomy places the organism in Eukaryota, Metazoa, Arthropoda, Malacostraca, Decapoda, Varunidae. The record is from RefSeq and is a predicted model, not a curated record. The transcript has 2 exons.